Molecule: messenger RNA, 1445 nt
Organism: Megalopta genalis
Lineage: Eukaryota; Metazoa; Arthropoda; Insecta; Hymenoptera; Halictidae
Source: RefSeq, a predicted model, not a curated record
GGUUUACCACUUCCGAGGUCGGCCAUUUUAUAAGACGCUUCGUGAUCGCGUAUGUUUGGAUGCAGGGUGUCUUUUACUCUUUUUAGCUGCGAACUUUAGUAUAAGUUCAUUGUGUGAUUAUAAAUUGUUUGCACAGUGAAAGAAGCCUCGACAAUGAUAAAACAAGAGGAGAAUCAAGUGCAAAAUGAUGAACGGGAUCGAAGUAGAGAACGAGAUCGCAAUCGCAGAUCAGACAGACAAAACCGCAUAAAUUCAACGAGUCGUGAUCGGAGCAGAGAACGGAAUGAUCGAGGUGGCCGAAAAGCUUCGGAUCGUCGGAUUUAUGUAUCAAACAUUCCCUGUGAUUUUCGCUGGCAAGAUCUUAAGGAUCUUUUCCGGACCGAGGUUGGAAAAGUUGCGCAUGUUGAACUUUUCACUGACGAAAAUGACAAACCGAGAGGUUGUGGAAUCGUGGAAUUUGAAGAUUUAGACUCUGUGAAAAUAGCUGUGGAAAAAAUGCACAGAUAUGAUAUUAAGGGAAGAAAGCUAGUGGUGAAGGAGGUAGACUUUGAUAUCGAACGUGACAAAUAUGGUCGGUUAGCCACUGCUCGUAACAAUGAUAGAAUCCGUGAUGACAGAUUCAGAGAUCCACCACGACCACAAGGAGGUGGACGACAAAAUAUGAAUGUUCCCACUGGUGGUGGCGGUGGUGGUGGCGGAGGUGGUGAUAAUAAAUUUGGAAAUACUUAUGGUUUAAGUACUCAAUUUUUAGAAUCAUUAUGCAUUAAUGGACCUUUAGUCACUAGAGUAUUUGUGGCAAAUGUCAAAGAUGCAUCAAGUGGAAAAGGUGCAAGGUGCAUCAAACCCCUCCCCCGCCGGUUCCCCGCGGUGGGUAGUUACACAAAGGUGAAACACUCGGGCGAAGUGCGGAAAGCGACGCAUGCAUAUUCAGCGGCGAGGCCGACGUAGUCAUAGGAAUAAUAAAAAUUCGAGGGUUGAAAUUAUUUAGAUUUAUGCCCGCUCUCUUGUCGUCGUGCCGGCGGUGACGAGAAGCGAUUCGAUUCCAGGGAACAAAUUUCAUGCAUUAUUCAGGACCUGCCGCAAUGCACCCCAGUCAAUGGAACCGAUCCUUUGGAAAAAGUCGUUUUUAAUCUCUCGCCGCGUUCCAAUAAUGCGCGUGCACCCGCUCGCGUUCCGCUUUCACCCCCUUUAUGAGCGGAAACCGUGUUUUCUGCUUUUAAUGCGGAAACGGGUUCGAACGCGAACAAUACACGCAACGGGACCUAUCCGUGUCUGUGAAUAGGACAAGACACCGGUUUAGGAAACUGUGAUUUAGUUUUCAUCUACACGCGUAACGUAAGCGUUGCUUCGAUAAUUCGGAAGAAUCCGCGAAAUUUCGACGUGCGACGCGAAAUGCAAAAAUUUGUAUUCAUUCACGUCAGGGGUGUCAAACUCGAAAGCUAUCU